AUGCCGACUAUGCACGAGAGAAUCCGGGCGGAUCUCCUCCAUAAAGAACGCUCACUUUGGACAGCACUUACAUCGGCUGAUCCAGCGCCCGCCGUGAAGAAACUGAGCAACCAAGAAGUCAACCUGAUGUUCCCGAAAAUGCACACUCUCACACUCGAAGACGAAGAAGCUUUCGACGAGGGCUUGAAGCCACCGUUCCAUCGGUUUGAUGGGUAUCAACUGGAUGAUGUGAGGACAAUUGUUAUAGAUCUUAUGGCUGGGGCAGUGACGUAUAAGGUCCGCGCUGUUCGAGGGAAUCAAGAGUAUCGGGCAACAGGCUCAACUACAUGGAAUCAAGCUUCUGAUGGUGAAUGGCGAAUUGUUGCUCAUCAAGAGACACUCCUCUAG
Molecule: messenger RNA, 387 nt
Organism: Penicillium angulare
Lineage: Eukaryota; Fungi; Ascomycota; Eurotiomycetes; Eurotiales; Aspergillaceae
Product: nuclear transport factor 2 family protein
Exons: 1
Coding region: 1-387 (128 amino acids)
Source: RefSeq, a predicted model, not a curated record